This is a messenger RNA of Dermacentor andersoni, 1376 nucleotides long. RefSeq lists its product as uncharacterized. Gene Ontology annotation, molecular function: glutathione transferase activity. Lineage: Eukaryota; Metazoa; Arthropoda; Arachnida; Ixodida; Ixodidae. The record is from RefSeq and is a predicted model, not a curated record. Gene Ontology annotation, biological process: glutathione metabolic process.
CUCACUUUGCAGACGGUGAUAUCGUUGAAGCUCACGUUACGGCCUAUUAGGAAGUUUUUUCGAUUGCACUACCUAUCGAAGACUGUUUUCACGCGGUUUCUUGCGAAUAAAGAAUAGUUACGGCGGUGACACUGACGAAACGUCGAGGAGGGCAAUGACGAUCGAAUUGUAUGCGAUUGUGACGAGAGAACCUUGCAUCUUCAUCAGGAUGCUGACGAAGCAUAUAGGCCUUGACGUCAAGCUGAAGGCUCUGGAUUAUGGCAAGCAGGAACACCUGUCUGCCGAAUACGCCAAGAUAAGUCCUUUGCACAAGGUUCCAGCAAUCAACGAUGAUGGCUUUAUUUUGUACGAAAGCACUGCCAUCUGCUACUACUUGCUGAACAAGUAUGCUCCGGCGUCGCCACUCUAUCCGAGGGAGGUCGAGAAGCGCGCUCGUGUGGAUCAAAUCUUGUGCACUGUGGCAAGCUUUGUGCAGCCAGUUGCUUCAUCCUACAUCCGAGGCAGUAUCGUCAAGCGGAAAAAACUGACCGGAGACGACCUAAGAACGUUCGAGGCGACCGUCCUCUGUCCGUUGGAACAGCUGGUCGGCGAUAAAACGUUCGCUGUCGGUGACGCACUCACAGUGGCUGACAUUCGGCUUGUCUCCAUCAUGGCAUGUUUCGUGCCACUUCCUGUCGUGGACAAGUCUAGGUUCAGCAAAUUGGUUUCCUAUUACGAGCGAAUACAAGCCCUGGUUCCAAGUUUCCCCGAGGCAUGCGGCUGGAUGCUUGAAGAGCGCAGCAAGGAGUGGGAAACGUACGAAUAAACUACAUGCGCCACGAAGCAACUGCAUUGAUUGCGGCGCUUCUAUUCCAUCGAUCCUGUCAUUUCGGAAAUCUUGCUUUUGGCUUCGCUGAAAAAUAAUAAUCACAAGAACUGAGCAGCUUACUUAAAACAAUAACGUGUGGUUUAUCAGUAUAGGCUGGAAUGGUGCCGUUAUAGAAGCAUCUGACUUUUUUUAUUCAUGAGUAUCAUUGAGCGCAAUGGCACGGCCUAAUUUAUGUGCCAAUAUUACGCAUGGCUUGCGUACCGGGAAGCAAUUGUGAGUUCUGCAGUUCUGCAGUGGUGAGCAAUAGGACAAGAAAUGCCAAAUUCGUUUUUAAGCAACGAAUGCUCAUGAUAAAUGGGUUAAAAUCUGUCAUAAUAAACGCAACAAUUCGCUUGCUACCUAAAGAAUUCCUAUCAUUGAACGCUUUUAUGCGCGAUAUAAGUGUUUCGACCCCACGGCCACUUCAAAUUGAUUUCAUUGUUCCCUGCCAUUCUACUAUAUAGCGGGGGUGAGUUUGUAUAUCAUUAUAGGAGAAGUAUGAGGUGCAAUAAACUACUUAUUCUUAUCA